Schistosoma guineensis is the source of this 3105-nucleotide messenger RNA. The record is from the annotation of a GenBank genome assembly. NCBI's taxonomy places the organism in Eukaryota, Metazoa, Platyhelminthes, Trematoda, Strigeidida, Schistosomatidae.
AGUUCUAAACAAUUAUUACUUGGCCGAAAUCCUUUGGUAAUCGUUCGCGGAUUUUCUGGAAAUAAUUGGUCGUUUCGCUUAUAAUGCCAAUUAAUCGUCGAAGGAAAUCAAGCUCAAAGUUCGUCGAUGUUAAUGAAGAAUCCCCUAUUGUCAAGCAAGUGCCUUUUGACGUCCUUAAGGGUCAUGGUUCAGACUCAAAUAAGGUUGAUUAUCAUGGUAGUGAUUCUAGUCUUAAUUCGAUGUCAGAUGACGUAAGAAAUAUUAGUUUAAAGGAGAAGCAAAGGCCUGAAUUACCAGGAAAGAGCAUGUUGCCUAUAGUUCAUGUUGUUGGCCCAGAACUACCAAAGGUUGGACUGAGUUAUUUCGAUGGAGAGCCAAGAGGAUACUGGAAGUUUAUAAGGCAAUUUGAGACGUAUGUAGCAUCAAGAGUCACGGAUGAUAGCCAGCGCUUGCUCUAUUUGAUACACUAUUGUAAGGGCAAGGCUAAAACAGCUAUUGAAGGUUGCGUCAUGAUGGAGGCAUCCUCUGGCUAUAAAAGAGCAAGGGAGAUUUUAAAACGUUUUUUCGGACAGUCUCACGUAAUUGCUCGAGAAACACUAGAGGACUUAUUCAGUGCUGUGAAUUUUGAGUAUAUUGACGGGGACCAACUAUCAAACUUGGCUAUUAAGAUGGAAAACUGUGCUAUGGUCUUGGAACAGAUGAACUAUACUUCUGAUCUAAAUUCCUUAGUUACUUUGGAAAGAAUAGUGAGACUCUUGCCUCAACCUAUGCAAGCCCAGUGGGCGGACUGGGUGGAUAAAUUGACUGAAGAUAACAGGGAACCGACCUUCGACGAGCUCACUCAGUUUAUCGCAUCGCGUGCGAGAGUGGCUUGUAGUAGAUUUGGACGGUUAGCAAACCGUUCAAGAAAAGGGCACAACGUAAAGGCGAACUGUCACGUGCAAUCAGAGCAAGGGAAUAGUUCGACAACGAAAACUAAAUGCAGUAUGUGUUCCUACGACCAUGCCAUUGAUAAAUGUCCACAGUUCUUAGCGCUUACAGUGCAAGACCGAUGGUCUCACGCUAAAAGCAAGGGCAUCUGUUUCGUCUGUCUUAGACAAGGACAUAGAGUUAAGGAAUGUAAGCUGACAAAGCGUUGUAACGUUGAGGGUUGUGAAACGAAACACCAUUCUUUGUUGCACAGCGAGAGUGAGAAACCUGGUAUUUCGAAUUGUUGCGGAUAUACUAAAUCACUAAUCAGUCAAGUGUGUUUAGGCAUGAUUCCCGUACGGUUGAAAUCGCGAAAGGCCGAGAUUGUGGGUUAUGCUCUGUUGGACAACGGUUCUGAUGUGACACUGAUAAAAUCAAACUGUUUGAGGUCUCUCGGGCUGAGCGAAGACGAAGCAUCAGUGGUAGUUGAGACUGUGGGCGGUAAUAGAACAAUGAAGGCCUACUUAAUGGUAGUCAAGCUAAGAGUAUAUUCCAGGAACAACUAGGAAAACAGUUAGGCAGCCAUGUAUAUGAUGUCCACCUUGAGGCAGCAUGGAAUGAUAUCUGAAAAGCUGUGGAAACAGUAGUGAUAUCUGCUAGUAAAGUAAACCAGAAGGUUAGGGAGUAACACUGGAUCUCAGCAGCAUCUAUCGCACUGAUAGAUGCUCGGAAACUCAUUCCACCUUGCUCUGAACAUAGUAAAGAGCGGAGUCAGCUUAAGCACAAGCUGAAAAGAAGCCUACGCAAUGAUCGCGAACAGUGGUGGGUAGCAAAAGCAAGAGAGAUGGAAAAGGCAGCGGCAAUAGGUGUAAGAUCCAUUUUAAAGGUUUUGUGUGUUGGUGAAAAUCCCUCCAUGUAUAUACUUGUACUUUGUUCCUAUUGAUCCCCUAAGUUGUACAUUGUUGUAUUUUGAUUACAUUUGAAUUGUUAAUACUUGUCUUUUUUAUUAUAGUUUUUGUUUUUAUUACACAUUCACUAAGUUUGUGUUUCUUCCUGAUCUGCAUCUGCGUUGAUUUACUUGACACUUGUUCUUGGCGGUAGCCGUAUUGAUUUGUUCCUCCUUUUGUGUGGGUACGGACUGGCGGGUAAGCCACGGAUUUUCGCGCGCACGUUACAUAUUUUCGUGGAUUUUUUGUGUUGUUAUUUAUCAGCUCUUAACAGGCUUUUUUACAUGACACAUCAAUUUCUGUAUUGCUAGUGCUUGUAACAUAGAUUUUAUUCCAAUUUAUUGGCAGUUUGACGUAUUUCUUGCUCACCACGUAUGUAAAUCUGAAGUUAGCUUAAUAUAGUUGUUUGUAACAAUACAAACUCAAGCAAGUAAAGUUCACCGUUUUUCUAGUCAAAAAAUACAUCACAGAUUGAGUUUUAAUGAAAAUGAACCGUAAAAUCUUUUACAUAUGGUUCACCUCCUUGAUUGCGGUGACGGUGAACAUGGAUGUCGGUAGUUGUUUAUAAAAUGUAAGUAGAAGCAAUCAAGCGUUAACCUAAUUGUGAAUAUUAUAUAACUUGUUUGUAUUUAGCCAUAAAAAGUUAUAUCCAUUAGAGGUACCAUUGUUUUGUACUGAAGUGACAUAAUUAUGUAACGUAUCUGAGAAAAGAAAUAUGUGAGUAACAAUUGACGUUUAUAGUGUUGUCCAGCGGCUUUCUGAACGUCUGCAGUAAUAGUGUAUAACACCACAUCAAGUAGGAACAAAAUCUUCAUGAAUAAAACGAUCGGUGUUUCUUGUGAGAAUGGUGACACAACCAUGUUUUUUAGUUAAUACUGAUUUGUGAGGUGUCUGUUAUAGGGUUCACAAAUGAGUUAUUAUAUACUCUUCACUCCGUUUCGGUAAUACAGUUGUUGUGUUACUUAGGAAGUUAUGAAUGAAUGUCACUACUUGUUAAUAAAAGACUUAUAGGCACAGUCUGUUACUUGCUAUUUGAAUAACUUAUUGAAUAUGAUACUGAGAACAAAGUUUAAUUGUUUGUCUCAAAACGGAUUUGUUGUUUUUCAGAAUAGUAUGAAGCUUAUGGAAUUUAGGAUUACGGAAGAUCGUGUGGAAAACCGGUUUACAAGUUUACGAUAACUGUUUUAUAUUACCUACUGCUAUGCUCAUUCAUCUAAUGAAUUAUUUAAAUAUAAAUAUAACAACCAUA